AUUAAGUUUUAAGCUCUGGGAAAUUAGUAGUCAGGAACACUCCUAUUUGACCAUUUUAAAGGAUAUGUUUGUAUUUUCUUAAGUAUAUUUCAAAACAUGCUGACAUGCUAAUACGUUUAGGGAGUUAUUAUUCACGGUCAUCAAUCCUCUGGUCCAUAUGGGGGGACAGUGAUGAAGGGAUUUCUACACAGCCGACAUGAAGAGUAAGAAGAGUCUGCAGACACCAGAAACUCUUUCAGUUUUUGGACACUGAAGAUAAAGUUAAGAGCUAAAACUCAAAGCGUGUGCGUUCCUGCUCACUUUGAUUUUGUCAGGGCGUUAGAAUCACAGUGCAAGAAUUAACAAGUGCAUAUAAAAGUGAGACUGCAUCCGAUGUGUGUGUGUGUGUGUGUGUGUGUGUCCUUUGUACCCUUUAAUCUCUCAGUGCAGGUCUGUCUGCCACAUUCCAGAGAUUGGACAUGUGACCUCAGGCCACAUGGGUUGUUUCUCCAGCACUGUUUUAAACUGCUGUCUGGCAGCUCCUUUUCUAAAGGCUGGAUUUAUAGACACUAAGACCUGCAUCUCCACAACAAACUGAGCUAAAGAUAACAGAUGGUGCUCUCGAACAAUUUCCUGUUGUCAGAGAAGCUGUGGAGUUCCUGAAACGGUAACGCCAGGCAGCAAGGCUGCUCAGGGUGACCUGUGUCCAGGCGACACCAUCCUGGCUAUCAAUGGCGACAGCACAGAGCUCAUGACGCACAUGGAGGCUCAGAACAGGAUCAAAACCUGCACUCAGCAGCUCACGCUCAACAUCAGCAGGUCGGGAUCAGGAGACAGAGUGUGGUCGCCAACAGUUAGUGAAGAUGGCAAGACAAGCCCUUACAUGGAGCCUGACUCACAGAAUUUCCGUCCUAUCAGCAGUGGAUACAGCGGUUACAGCCGUAAACCUUCAUACACCCCUGAACCCCAGUCCCCGCAGGCCCCCCAACCAGCUCACUUGAAUAAUGGACACUCCAGACCGAACAACGGCCACAGCUACGGGUAUGGAAAUGGAACCGGGCACGCUCAGUACAACAACCCGGCAGGACUUUACGCUCACAAUGGCAGCAAUGGGGACAGAUCUCUGCCAAGCAAGAUGGGAGGCCUUACCAUCAGCGCCACACAUAGCCCGGAGCCUCCCAUCCACUCCCCUGUGAGCCGUAAUGGUUUCGACACGCAGUCAGACGUCUACAAGAUGCUGCAGGACUACGAGGAGCCCGCCUCUGUACCCAAACAGUCCGGCUCCUUCAAAUACCUCCAGGAAAUCCUCGAGGCCGAGGAUGGAGGCGUGUCCCCAACAGAGAGGAUGAGAAACUUAAAGUCGCCGGUCAGGUCUCCGAUACCCAAACUGGGAAGCCCCAUCCCCAGCCCCAUGCCUGGUCUCCAGAAGCUGCCCCAGUGCACACGCUGCUGUAAUGGCAUAGUUGGCACCAUUGUGAAGGCCAGGGACAAGCUUUACCACCCCGAGUGCUUCAUAUGUGAUGACUGCGGCAUCAACCUGAAACAGAAAGGCUACUUCUUCAUCGAGGACAAUCUGUACUGUGAGACCCACGCCAAGGCACGCGUCCAGCCCCCAGAAGGCUACGACGUUGUUGCCGUUUACCCCAACUCCAAAGUGGAGAUAGUCUGAGAAGAAGCUGCCACUGGCUAUACUGUAGUAUGACUGGGAAACUAAAGUCUGGGAGAAUGGGGCUACUGAGUAUCAUAUCCUACAUUUAUCAGGUUUCUGUCAAGCAGGAAUGCCAAUCUUGGAUCAGUUUUGCUUUUGGGAGAGUCCUUCAAAAUGUGUUUCGGUGAUCCAAGAUCAGCAUUUCUUUGCUGACAGACUUGAUAAAUGCUAUGUAUAUUGAGAAUAUUGAAAUAUGCUGACAGAACAAGGCUUGGAUCUGAUGAGUGUCCUAAAACCCGAAGCCUUUAAAAAGCUGACGUUGUAGGGUAUGUCCCCAGCCUGACAGCCCUCAUCCUUCAAUCAGUAUGAAUUCGAUCCAAGAAAAAUGUUGCACCAGCUAAGGACAUGUCCUCAUAUCCACAUCACAAGCACAGCAUAUUACCAGAAUAUUCCGUGCAAAGAAGCAAGACAUGCACAAAUUGCAACAAACACCAGCGUACUCCAGAUAUCUGCUUUUCUAACAAUCAGCACAUGAAUUUAUCACCAGCAUAAUAAUCAGUGUCUCACAACAACCCACACUCAAGCCUUAAAAUAGUUUUAAAACACUAGUACAUGCCUGUUUGGUGGAUUAUCUCAAGAGAAUUUAAGCUGCGUUUGCUGUGAUGAGGAGUUGGUGGUUUUUCUGCCUUUGGACUAAUUUUGCGUUUAGCCAUUAUAACAACAGCACUACAAAAUGUCAGUCUGUGUUUUGCAAAGGCAUUUAAGGUAUAACAAUAUUUUGUUUAAGCUUUGGUUAAAGGGGUUUAAAGGUUUCGUUGUCUUUUUAACUAUUUUACAGUUACACAUUUAUACUCCUGUUGUGGAUGGACUUCUUCAUUUUCUAAUUUACAUCUAUACAGUUCAUUCCUUUUCAGAUUGUUUAUGUUACAAAACUGGAGAGCAUCCCUGUUUUGGAUGCUCCUCUUUUCCUGCUCACUUUUCAGCUACGUGAUACAAGCAAUAACUCAUUAUUAGCAGAUCUCUUGUUGUGAGCAUCUGGAAUGUGCUUUGGUGAAUGGCUUUACCGAACUCUAACCUGUAGCAAAUGUCUCCAUAUGCGGCUAUCCGAGCACCACCUUCUGAAAUGUAAACACAACCCUGCUGGAGACACUCUCAAAGUUCUGCGAGGAACCACAGGAGCUGGUGAGAAUCAAUUUAAAGAAUUUCUCCCAGAUGUGAUCACGGCAACCACAAUUUUUAAGCAACAAAUUGCAAGAGAUGAGACUUUAAUGGCGAAGCGACUUAGCACUGCGUGCAUGCAGUCGUGACAUUUUGAACGGGCGUCAUACACAUUUGCAAAAGAUUGUAAGUGAAGUGCUCUCAAGCACCUGACCGAGAGAGGAAUUUCUGCUCUUACUCAUGUUCACACCAAAGAAUUCCAGUUCAUAAAAACAAGAGCCCAGAGUUCAUUGGGUCUGUUUAUUAGAAACACUUCAUUUUGACACCGGCAUGCUCUCAUGACAACUUUUAAAAAUGGUCAUGUGCAUUUGAGACUGGAGACAUGGACCACAAAAAACUGUUAGAGACUCGUAAACUGGGACUCUACAGCUUACAACAUGUGGGAGUAAUAUUCGCUUUGUUUAGUUUUUUGGACCCACAACACAGAUAUAUUACGGUUCCUCUUUGGAAAAGACAGAAGUUGGAAGUAAGCAAAGUUUCAUUCCCUUCCUACUAUGAACUCAAAUUGCUGGUCACAGCCAAGUUCGAAUCAAAGGGAAUGAAAUAUACUUCUAGGUUUCCUCCGAGAGAGGAGGAACAGAAAGGGAGGGAGUAAGGAAGAAGUGAGAAGGAGAAAUGAGAGGACAGCAUGUAUUUUCUCUCUUUUUUUUUUUGGGACAGAAAUUCUUACUGCAAGAAGAGAGAAAAUGUGUCAUCAUGACUGCAAUUCGUGGACCUCGGUGUUGGCUCAUUGUGAAAAGUGAAAUAAACACUUAAUUUUAGAAUAGUUCCUAAAAACAAACUACUUUUUUAAAUUUGAAAUGAGAAUAAGAAAAUUAAUUUUCUUAGACAGUUUUUCUAGAUAUCAACAGUGAUGUGUAGCUGCUGAUAGGCCAUCUAUACUAGUUAUCUUGUAAAUUAUGUGAAAAUUCUGUUGUUACCACAUUGUUCCUUUGGUAUUGUACAUAUUUGUUUUAUUGUGAUUCAGCAUACGGUGUAUAACAAGUCACUCGCGUGCCUUUUGCAUUUUCAUUGUCUUUAAAUGAUUUCUUUGACAUAAAUCCUCUUCUUGUGUUUAACUUAUUGUUCUACCAACACAUCUUUUUUUUUUUGGCUCUGGAGCUUCUUAUUUCCUUUUUUUCCAAGGAUCUAAAUAAAAUGAGAAGUGCAUUACCAUGA
Molecule: messenger RNA, 4003 nt
Organism: Scatophagus argus
Lineage: Eukaryota; Metazoa; Chordata; Actinopteri; Scatophagidae
Gene: pdlim4
Product: PDZ and LIM domain 4
Exons: 7
Coding region: 731-1648 (305 amino acids)
Biological process (GO): actin cytoskeleton organization; muscle structure development; heart development
Cellular component (GO): filamentous actin; Z disc; adherens junction
Molecular function (GO): muscle alpha-actinin binding; actin binding
Source: RefSeq, a predicted model, not a curated record